Molecule: messenger RNA, 318 nt
Organism: Elephantulus edwardii (Cape elephant shrew)
Lineage: Eukaryota; Metazoa; Chordata; Mammalia; Macroscelidea; Macroscelididae
Product: thioredoxin-like
Exons: 1
Coding region: 1-318 (105 amino acids)
Molecular function (GO): protein-disulfide reductase activity
Source: RefSeq, a predicted model, not a curated record
AUGGUGAAGCAGAUCGAAAGCAAGGAAGAUUUUAUGGCAUGCCUGAACGGUGCUGGAGACAAACUCAUAGUGGUCGACUUCUCAGCCACAUGGUGUGGGCCUUGCAAAAUGAUUAAGCCUUUUUAUCAUUCCCUAUCUGAAAAGUUUAGCAACGUGGUGUUCCUCGAAGUUGAUGUGGAUGACUGUCAGGAUGUUGCUUCAGAGUGUGAAGUCAAAUGCAUGCCAACGUUUCAGUUUUAUAAAAAAGGACAAAAGGUGGGUGAAUUUUCUGGUGCUAACAAGGAAAAGCUUGAAGCCACCAUUAGUGAACUGAUUUAA